Messenger RNA from Triticum turgidum subsp. durum (durum wheat), 4239 nucleotides. Lineage: Eukaryota; Viridiplantae; Streptophyta; Magnoliopsida; Poales; Poaceae. The record is from the annotation of a GenBank genome assembly.
AUGGCCAAGGCGCGGAAGCAGAAGCCGGAAGGGGGCGCCGGCGGAGGCCCCACCGUGCUCCACCAGAAGCUGUGCCUCUCCAUCGACAUGGAGAACCAGCUGAUUUACGGGUACACCGAGAUGAAAGUUCUACUAGCUGAGAACGAUAGUUUCGCUCUACAUGCUGACAGUAUGACGAUUAGGAACAUAUUGGUGGAUGGUGAGGCUGUUGAGUUUGAGUACUCUCCUCAUUGGAGAAGUGUUGAUGAUCAGUCGAGUUGGUUGUCAGUAUCAUGUUUGAAGACUGCUGCUGAUGCUGCAUGCUCAGCUUACGUCUCUUCUCUAACCAGUGAAGCUGUACCUAAUCUCAUCAUUUCAUCUGAGAGAUCGGUCAAGUCAACCACUGAGCUACCGGGUAAUGAAAAUUGUGAAAAGCAUGAAGGAAUUGGUGGAAAACAUGUUCAAUUUUCUGAUGACAAAGCAGUUAAAAUCUGCAAUGGUUCUACGGAGGAAAAUGGUAAGGAAGAGGAAAAGGAGAACAAAACAGAAGAUGGAAAAGACAAUGACAAGGAAGAGAAAACUGAGAUGGAGGUGGAGACAGAGAAGGAGAAGGAAACUGAAGAGGAGAAGGAGAAAGAGAAGGAAAAGGAGAAAGAGGAAAAGGACGAGGAAAAGGAAAAGGAUGUCAUAAAUGAAAAUGAGAAAGAAAAGGAAAAUGAAAUGCAAAUCGAGAACGAAAAGGUGAAGAACACAAAACUGGUUCGUGUAGAUUAUAUUUUGGAGAAGGCCGAAACUGGUGUUCAUUUUGUCAACAGUGUCUUACAUAGUAAUAGUCAAAUAAGGCGUGCACACUGUUGGUUCCCUUGCAUUGAUAGUGCCACGCAACGUUGUCCGUUUGACCUGGAGUUUACAGUUAGCACAGAUCUAGUCGCAGUCAGCAAUGGGGACUUGCUUUACCAGGUCUUAAGCAAGGAAGAUCCUCCAAGGAAAACUUAUGUAUACAAGUUGAGCACUCCAGUUAGUGCACAGUGGAUAUCGUUGGUUGUAGGCCCAUUUGAAGUUCUUCCUGACAAGAAUGGAAUAAGUGUAUCCCACAUGUGUUUAUCUCCGGCUUUGUCAAAGCUCGAUAACACCAUCUCAUUCUUUCACGAUGCUUACAGCUGUUACGAAGAUUAUCUCGCGGCAUCAUUUCCCUUUGGUUUAUACAAGCAAAUUUUUCUUCCAUCUGAAAUGGUAGUAUCGCCAACAAGCUUUGGAGCCUCCACAUGCAUCUUCAGCGCAGAUAUCUUAAAUGAUGAAAAAGUUAUAGACCAGAUUAUUGGCACAAGAAUCAAACUAGCAUAUGCUCUUGCAAGGCAGUGGUUUGGCAUAUACACAAGUGCGGAAGAGCCAAAUGAUGAAUGGCUACUGGAUGGUUUGGCUGGUUUUCUUACUGACCUUUUUAUCAAGCGUUACCUUGGGAAUAAUGAGGCACGCUAUAGGCGUUUCAAGGCCAAUUGCACCGUAUGCCAGUUCGAUGUCAGUGGUGCAACUGCUUUGGGGUCUCCUGAUGCUUCAACUGAUCUGUAUGGAACUCAAACACUUGGCUCAUAUGGGAAAAUUCGUUCAUUGAAGGCAGUGGCUGUUCUUCAAACAUUGGAGAAACAGAUGGGACCAGACUCUUUUCGAAAGAUUCUGCAGAUGAUAGUUGCUUCAACUCGUGCCUCGAGGACACUUAGUACGAAAGAGUUUAGGCACCUCGCGAAUAAGAUUGGCAAUCUUGAACGUCCAUUCCUCAAAGAAUUCUUUCCACGGUGGAUUGAAUCUUGUGGAUGUCCAAUUAUGAGAUUGGGAAUCUCCUAUAAUAAAAGGAGAAAUUUGGUCGAAUUAGCUGUUUCACGGGGUUGUACAGCAAAAGCUGAUCCAGUUUCUGAUAGUCACGUGAAUGGUGAUAUUCAAGAAGGUGCAACUGGAUGGCCAGGAAUGAUGAGUGUACGUGUUCAUGAAACUGAUGGAGUGUAUGAUCAUCCGAUUCUGCCAAUGGCUGGUGAAGCGUUGCAGGUGAUGGAAUUACAGUGCCAUUCCAAACUAGCAGCAAAGCGGUUUCAGAAAACCAAAAAGGGCUCCAAGCCUGAUGGUUCUGAUGACAACGUAGAUGCUUCAACUCAAGAGAACCGCACAAGCAUGGAUUCCCCUUUACUAUGGAUCAGAGUGGACCCAGAAAUGGAAUACCUUGCUGAAAUCCAUUUUCACCAGCCUAUUCAGAUGUGGAUCAAUCAAUUGGAGAAGGACAAAGAUGUCAUUUCCCAGUCACAGGCAAUAGCUGUUCUGGAGAAAUUACCCCAGCUCUCUUUUGCUGUGAUUAAUGCCCUCAAUAAUUUCCUAAAUGAUACAAAGGCCUUUUGGAGAGUUAGAGUUGAAGCGGCAUAUGCAUUAGCAGUAACUGCAUCAGAGGACACAGAUUUAGCUGGGCUGCUUCAUCUGGUUAAAUUCUAUAAAAGCCGCCGGUUUGAUACAGAUAUUGGAUUACCCAGGCCAAACGACUUCCAUGAUAUUCCAGAAUACUUUGUUCUUGAGGCAAUUCCUCAUGCAGUAGCUCUUGUUAGAUCAUCAGAUAAGAGCAGCCCAAGACAAGCUAUUGAAUUUAUUCUUCAGCUUCUAAAGUAUAAUGAUAACAACGGGAAUGUAUACUCUGAUGUCUACUGGCUAGCUGCAAUGGUCCAAGCAAUAGGCGAAGUAGAAUUUGGCCAGCAGGGCAUAGGUCUCCUAUCCUCUCUUCUGAAGCGUAUUGACCGACUCCUGCAAUUUGACAACUUUAUGCCUGGUUACAAUGGGGUUUUGACUGUCAGCUGCAUUCGAGCUCUUGCACGUAUAGCGGAGAGGGUAUCACCUUCCAUUUGCCUUGAUCGUAUUUGUGAAUUGAUUGCCCCUUUCCGUAGCAUGGAUAAACCAUGGAAAGUCCGAAUAGAAGCCAGCAGGGUUCUUCUUGAUCUCGAGCUUCACCAUAAGGGGCUAGAUGCAGCUCUCUUGUUGUUCUUGAAAUAUACAGAUGAAGAAAGAUCUUUGCGAGGUGCGACAAAGUUGGCUGUUCAUGUCUUGCGCAUAUGUCAAGCAAAUAUUGAAUCUAACGUUACUGAUCAGAUAAAAUUGCCAACACUCUUUGGUCUCCUUCACCUGCUCAGUAGCAAAAAAGCAUACAACAAUGUUCUUCUUCGCCAUAAUGUGUUCUGCAUUUUGCAAAUUGCUGCUGGAAGGUCUCCAACACUGUAUGGAGUUCCAAAGUUUGUUGCUCCCUCUCCACUGGUCCAGGAGGUAUCAGUUGAUCAGCAUACUAAAGCUGAUUCCUCGGUUCCUCAACUAUCAAGGCCUCAAGAACCUUCCACUAGCACUCCUAGUGUCCGUGAGGUCUUACCUGCCACUGGACCUUCCAAAGAUGCUGAUAACAUAUCUAACUGCAGUGAGAGAAGGAAUGUUGUCAAAAUUAGGGUUAGGCGUAGUGCAUCAUCCAGUAAAGCAGAUGGUGCUGAUCACCAAGAUCAUUCACAUGGUGGAAGAAAUGAAAACGAAGCGGGUCCUUGUAGUUCUAUGUCGGUGGAUGCCCCUAUGGUUGGAGCGCCAAAUGAGCCACCGACCACAAGUAAUCAUAAUAUUGAGGAGCAGAACUCAUGUCAUGACCGUGAAUCAAGGAUGUCCGCAAGCGUGAGCAACGCCAAAGUAAUGGACACGUAUGAAAUCUCCAAGGAACUACAGUGUACAGCCGAUUCAAGGAUAUAUGCUGCUGAUUCAAGGCUAGAUGCGGUUCCCAAGGAUGAGUUCUCUCCUGUCCUCAAUGUGAGGGAAGAUGUGGAUAAGCCUGGUAGUCAGCUUGAAGGAGUAUCCACCAGCUAUGUUGGAACCCAAGCUCCAGAAUCCGUCAAUGGGCUGCACUCUAAAGAGAAGAAGAGAAAAGACAAGAAAGAUAAGAAGCGCAACCGAGAUGAAAAACGAGACAAGAAAGAUGACCCCGAGUACCUGGCGAAGAAGCGCCUUAAGAAAGAGAAGAAAAAGAUGGAGAAAGAGUUGGCCCGAAAGCAGAAGGAAGGUGACAGAGCUACUUCUCAGCAAGAUAUAGUAGUGAAACCCUCAGACUCGCAAGGAACUGUGGCAGCAACGCCACCGGCUCCAGAGCAAAGCGCCGAGCCCCAGGUUUCGAGCAAGGAUGCUGCAGUAGACACGGCACGGACGCCACCGCCGACCAAGAAAAUAAAGAUCAAAUUCAAGCCCUUGAAGAAGAUAGGCUGA